UAUUAAUUAGAUUACCGAUGAUGUAUAAAAAUGAUAAAUCUUCCUAUUUAGGUAUAUGAUAUGUAACAAAUUUCGGUCAAAAAAAUGUCCUGCACGUUUAAAAUUUGAAGUUGACGAGAAUAAUACGGAGAAAAAUUUUACAUUGAGCAAAAACCACAACCAUGUUGAACCGAAAGCUGAAUAUCUCAUUCGUCAAUUCAAAGACGAGUUUAAGAAAGAAAUUACUACAAGUUCAACAAAACCUUGCAUUAUAUACGGAAAAUUAUGUUUAAGAUUUCCUGAAGGCGCUACAUUGGUACCCUUUAACAGUAUGCUUUCAACAAUAAAUAAUUGGCGAAGGGAAAUUCGUCCCCCACUGCCUAAAAGUUUAAAAGAUUACGUUAAUUUUUUAAAUAUGGAACAAUGGAAACAUUUUUUAUCACGUAAUCUGAGCAAACUGCAAGUUAUGAGUAUUGAAAGUAAAGAUGGAUCUUCUGCUGCUGUUUUAGCUGAUAAAAACUUUUUAGAAACCAUAAAUACGACCCAUUUGCUUAUAGAUGCGACUUAUGAAGUAUGUCCUCGAGCACCUACCGAAAUAUAUCAAUUUUUAACUAUUAUGGCUAUAAUAGAUGAUAAUGCAAUUCCGAUAACAUGGGCUAUAAUGACAAACAAAAGUAAAAUUAGUUAUAAGGACAUUUUUCAUUACUUUGCAACAGAAUUAGCUCCACAUCUUAAAAUAAAUUUGGUUACUUCAGAUUUUGAAUUGGGUUUGAUGGGUGCCAUAAAGUCUGUUUAUAUUGAUGCAGAAAUACAAGGGUGUAACUUUCAUUUUAAUCAGGCAGUACUAAAAAAAACGAAAGAACUAAAAUUAGGUAAAUUAAUUCAGGAAAGAGAUGAUAUAAAGAUUUUCAUCAGGAAAUUAUUGUGUCUACCCCUUUUACCAGCCAAUGACAUAAAUGAAGCAUUCUUAUGGCUAAUAAAUUCGCAUAAAGAAAUUAAGCUAUUAUUGAAAGAAUUGAUAGAUUAUUUUCAAAGUUAUUGGAUAAAAAUUAUUAAGCCAGCGCGGUUCUGCUGUUAUAGACAAUCGAAUAAAACGAAUAAUUUUAUUGAAUCGUAUCAUAGGGUACUACGAUUAAAAAUGGGAUCGCAUCCAUCAAUUUGGGAGUUCACAGAACAAUUAGCAGCGCUUCAAGAGUUGAAAAAAAUAGAGACGCUAUCUUUGAAGCAAAACUUAGAAAUUCGAAGACAACCAAAACUUCAAAUUACAAUGAAAAAAUCGAUGUAUGAAUAUGUAUGGGAUCUAUACGACAAUGGAACUCUGGACAUUAAUCAAUUUUUAGAGUGUACGAGACAUAUGACUCAAGCUUUUAAUAACACCAAAGUAUGGACCAAUAUGGAUGACAUCAAUAACUUCAUUGUAUCAAUUGUCUGA
Cotesia congregata is the source of this 1411-nucleotide messenger RNA. Lineage: Eukaryota; Metazoa; Arthropoda; Insecta; Hymenoptera; Braconidae. The record is from the annotation of a GenBank genome assembly.